Aspergillus nomiae NRRL 13137 is the source of this 2985-nucleotide messenger RNA. RefSeq lists its product as uncharacterized. The record is from RefSeq and is a predicted model, not a curated record. NCBI's taxonomy places the organism in Eukaryota, Fungi, Ascomycota, Eurotiomycetes, Eurotiales, Aspergillaceae. Bases 1 to 2985 code for a protein of 994 amino acids. Gene Ontology annotation, biological process: dipeptide transport; tripeptide transport; allantoate transport. Gene Ontology annotation, molecular function: allantoate transmembrane transporter activity; dipeptide transmembrane transporter activity; ammonium channel activity. Gene Ontology annotation, cellular component: plasma membrane. The transcript is spliced from 13 exons.
AUGCUGCACGUCGGCUGCACCCCACAUGUUGGGCAUGCUAUCAUUAUCUUCAUCUGUAUCUGUCAAACACAAGUGACUAUUAUCUUCGUUAUCACUGGCCCCUCGGCAGAUUACAGCCAGUCCCUGCUCCAAUUUGCCGAAGCCAAGAGUGGAGAUGUGGAUAUCAAACAGCCCCAGUCCUCGUGUUUAGGUUGGACAUUUGCCGAGCUCGGGGCGGACAUUGGUGGAUUUGCCGACGAAGCCCUACUUUCAUAUUUAUCCAGUGGCGCGGCUGUUCCAUGGGGCGAAUCGUUACACUUUUACCGGCCAUUAAAGCCAGAUACCAUGGAAAAGCAACAGGAGGUCCCCCCCGGGACAACACCCGAGAUAGAUGACCUGAAGCUUGGGCCUGAGACGUCAGUUGCCAAAGAUGUCGACCUAGGACAGAUGCUGGGGAUGGAUAUCACCCCACAACAGGAGAGAAAAGUGCUGCUCAAGCUAGACUUGAUAUUGAUCCCCUUAAUGGGUAUUUGCUAUAUGAUGCAGUAUAUGGACAAAUUGGCUUUGAGUCAAGCAACUAUGUUCAACUUAAGACAAGACUUAAAUCUACAAGGAACACAGUACUCUUGGUCCUCCGCGGUCUUCUAUUUCGGAUAUUUCGCGUGGAGUUGGCCCAGCUCCUACCUUAUUGUCCGACUUCCCAUAGCCAAAUAUCUUAGCGCCUCGGUGCUGGUCUGGGGAGGAGUUCUUAUGUGCCACGCCGCGGCCAAAAGCUUUGGCGGUUUAAUGGCGGCGCGCUUCUUUUUGGGCGUUGGAGAAGCUGCUAUCGCCCCUGGGUUUGCUUUAAUUAUUGGAAUGUACUAUAAGCGAGAGGAACAGCCUGCACGACAAGCUGCAUGGUUUUUUGGCAACUGUGUUUCGACCGUCAUCGGCGGUGUCGUUGCUUAUGGAAUUGGCACGAUCAAGGUUAAUGCCAUUUCGAGUUGGCAGCUUCUCUUCCUCUUCUUAGGUGCCAUCACUGCCGCCAUAUCGGUCUUCCUCGUUAUCCUCCUACCCGAUUCCCCCCAGAAAGCGAUAUUCUUAACCAAAACCGAGCGUACGAUCGCUGUGCAGCGGACUCUCAAGAACAAGACUGGUGUAAUGGAUGGUGGAGAGUUCAAAUGGAACCAGGCUUGGCUUGCCAUUCGUGAUCCACAAACAUGGUUUCUUGUCUUGUACACAUUCUCCGUCAAUCUGUGCAACGGAGGUAUCACUAGUUUCUCUUCAAUCAUUAUCAGCGGCUUCGGCUUCUCACAGAUCAAGUCUCUUCUGAUGCAGAUGCCUCUUGGUGCCGCCCAAAUCGUCUUCUUGGUCAUCACUGCCGGCGUCGCCACCGUCAUUCCUAAUACUCGAAUUCUCAUGAUGAUCUUCAAUACAACUAUGUCUUUGGUUGGCAUGGUCCUAGUCUGGAAGUUGGAUGAGGAUAACCAAAAAGGUCGAUUGACUGGGUUGGCCCUGGGGGCCGUCUUUGCGGUUAACAUUCCCCUGGCGCUUAGCAUCAUCAGUUCCAACGUGGCUGGGUUCACUAAGCGAAGCACGACGAGUGCCUUGAUGUUUGCAGCCUACUGCGUAGGAAACAUUAUUGGGCCCCAGUUCUUCCUUGCUUCUGAGGAGCCUCAUUAUCCUACCGGUAUGAAGGGUGCUAUUUCUGGUCUCGCACUGGGGGCUUUUUUCCUGAUCUGCCUGUUCGUUUACUAUAUCGUGGAGAAUAAACGUCGCGACUCGGCGUAUGGUCCUCCAACCCAGUUAACGGAGGAAGAGGAGCGGAUGCAAGGGCUAUCAAACAAGACGGACCUUGAAAUUGAAAGCUUCCUGGGCCUCGCAUACUCGGGCUAUUCGACACGGUUCAAUAGCCUGGCUUCAUUCUACCCAGGCCUCCUAGCAGUAGCUGUCUGUUCUAUCCAAUGGUGGAUGCUCGGAUACUCACUGGCCUACGGCGAGGGCAACAGUGUAUUCGGCGGCUUCAGUAAAAUCUUCCAUAUCGGCGUCCUCGCUGACCCGGUCGGAUCGAUCCCAGAGAUCCUGUUCUCUGAAUUCCAACUGAUCUUCUGUGCGACUGUCUGCGCAAUUGCCAUCGGCGGAGCCUGCGAGCGCGGAAGGCUUCUUCCACUAAUUCCAUUCAUCUUCCUCUGGUGCACCUUCGUCUACACGCCGUUAGCCCACAUGGUCUGGGCAGAGAACGGCUUCCUGGCUAAUCUCGGCGCCCUGGACUUCGCCGGCGGCACGCCCGUCCACAUUUGCAGCGGUGCAACAGCAACAGCCAUGAGCUUAUAUCUCUCCUACCCUCUCUUCCGCUCCAAACGAUCCCCGAUCCGUACACCCCAGCACCUCGUCCUUCACAAACCCCACAACACCCUCUGCCAGCUGCUCGCCCUCAUCAUCAUCUGGAACGCCUGGCUCGCCUUCGACGCCGGCACCACCCUGGCCCUCAACUUCAAAUCGGUCAUGGCCGCCUGCGUGACCAACCUCUGCGCCGCCUCGGGUGCCCUCACCUGGGCUAGCCUCACCUACUACGAAACCGGGAAAUGGAGCCUAGACAGCACCUUUCUCGGCGCGAUCGCGGGGCUUGUCCUCAUCACACCCAGCGCAGGGUUCAUUGACAUGACCACAGCCUUCGGGUUCGGGGUUCUCGGCGCCUGUCUCGGCCGGCAGGCACUGCGCCUCAAGUUCACGAAGCGGGCUGCGCGGUGGCGGUGGGUCGAUAACGGGGAUACGUUUGCGACGCAUUGUCUCGGCGGGUUUCUGGGAACCAUUGUGACGGGGCUAUUUGCCAGACGGGAGGUUGCGGCCUAUGACGGGUCGACGGUUAUUAAAGGAGGUGUAGUGUUUGACGGGCAUUGGGGACAGCUCUGGAUCCAGAUUGUAGAGGCUGUUAUAGGGUUUGUGUGGAGCUUUGGUUGGAGUUAUACGCUGUAUGCUCUGGUGGAUUGUGUUCCUGGGUUUGAGGUGUUGGGGACGGAUGAGUAA